Aspergillus steynii IBT 23096 is the source of this 1500-nucleotide messenger RNA. RefSeq names its product hemolysin III family protein. The transcript has 2 exons. Lineage: Eukaryota; Fungi; Ascomycota; Eurotiomycetes; Eurotiales; Aspergillaceae. Gene Ontology annotation, molecular function: signaling receptor activity. The record is from RefSeq and is a predicted model, not a curated record. Gene Ontology annotation, cellular component: membrane. Bases 1 to 1500 code for a protein of 499 amino acids.
AUGGCCUGUUCGGCGCAAUCCAUGACCAUCGAGUCGUACCCCGAAGCCUCGUCGAGUUCCUACGCCACUCCCUCCGAAGAAACCGAGCUUCUGCGGGACCGACGCCGAAGACACUCCUUUCAUACGGCGAGGAAGCUUUCGUGCGACUACGAUGCUGACGCUGUGUUCCUGAGAGUCGAACUCUUCCUGGCGGAGCUGGAACGACGCAUGCACUGGAUCGAAGAAUAUCGUCGCUCGCACAUGGUCCAGGUCGACUCCAGUCUACGGCGCGGAUAUGCAACGCUCGAGGCCGUCCGAGACUCAUGCUCCCAUGCCUCAGGGGAACUCAUGGGCAGUGGCAAGAAGAGAGCCAAGAUUUUGGUGGAGACCCUCGAAGACCGCUAUAACGAUGCUCUGGCAACCAAGGAGACCCUGGAGCAGAAGGCUCAGGCUGGAAUCCGUCUGAUGGAGUCCUUUUUGACCGAACUGGAGUCCCGGGCCCAUGCCGUGCGGGACCGAGGCAUCUACGGCGCCCUGGACGACGGGUGGAAGGCGGUUGAUUCGAAGCUGGUGCAUGCCCGUGAGGUGGUCGAUGAGGGCAUGGAGCGUGCUCGCAAAGCGAAGGAGGCCCUGCGCGAAAACAUUGACCAAGCCAUCAUGUUGGCCAAAGAGCAGCGGCUGAUCACUUAUGCGGAUCUCCCGCACCCGUGGCGAGUCAACCCGCACAUCCUGCAGGGCUAUCGGUUUACCUCGUCCAAGGUGGAAUGCUUCACUUCCAUGUUCACCUACUCCAACGAGAUGUUCAACAUUUGGUCGCACCUGAUCGGCUUGUUUAUCGUUCUCUCGGUCGCCUUCUACUUCUACCCUCUGAAUCCCAACUUCCACCUCAGCACCAACACGGACGUGUUGAUCGCGGCCGUCUUUUUCUUCGCGGCGUGCAAGUGCCUGGUCUGCAGCACCCUCUGGCACACGAUGAGCAGCAUUGCCAACCAAGGUCUGAUGGAGCGGUUUGCCUGCGUGGACUACACCGGCAUUUCGAUGCUCGUGGCGGCCUCCAUCGUGACCACCGAGUAUACGGCGUUCUACUGCGAGCCCGUGUCGCGUUGGACUUAUAUACUCACCACCAUGUCGCUGGGAGUCGGCGGAGUCAUUCUUCCCUGGCACCCGACGUUCAACCGGGCGGAUCUCGCCUGGGCUCGAGUUGCCUUCUACGUCACACUGGCCCUGACCGGGUUUGCACCGUUGGCCCAGCUGACCUACACGCGGGGAUUUUCAUGGUGCCUGUACUUUUACGCGCCGGUCGUGAAGAGUAUCAUGGUAUAUUUUGUUGGAGCAUGUGUCUACGCUUCCCAGGUGCCUGAGCGGUGGAGUCCCGGACUCUUCGACUACGUCGGAGGCAGCCACAACAUUUGGCAUUUGGCCGUCUUGGGCGGGAUUCUGUUCCACUACUGCGCCAUGCAGGAUCUGUUCGCCAAUGCCUUCCAGCGCGCCAAGGGAGAAUGCCCCAACCUUGCUGGAUAG